Molecule: messenger RNA, 348 nt
Organism: Suillus subalutaceus
Lineage: Eukaryota; Fungi; Basidiomycota; Agaricomycetes; Boletales; Suillaceae
Exons: 1
Source: RefSeq, a predicted model, not a curated record
CGUGUUGCACAAGUCCAUGUCAUCUUCACACUGACAAGUCAUGCUGUGGCUGCCUUAUUUUGCACACCUGCCAAGGCAUCUACCCACUUUGCUUAUGUGGAGUGGUUCACGCCAUUCGGGCAACCCGAAGCAAACCAUGGUUUAUACAAAAUUUCCCGUGUCAUUCGUAAUGGAGAGUGUCUCACGAGCAUCAUCGAUAUCUCUGAUAUUCGCAGGAGUGUACACCUUAUUCCAAAAUUUGGCCCAGUUGUACCUCGUGAAUGGACGAGCAGUACCGUUCUGGAGCUUUGUUCUAGCUUCUUUGUAAACUCGUUCAGUGACAGGCAUGCUUAUCUCACUAUAAUCUGA